Messenger RNA from Eutrema salsugineum, 856 nucleotides. Its product is annotated as B3 domain-containing protein REM7. Lineage: Eukaryota; Viridiplantae; Streptophyta; Magnoliopsida; Brassicales; Brassicaceae. The record is from RefSeq and is a predicted model, not a curated record. Gene Ontology annotation, molecular function: DNA binding.
GAAAAAGUAGGUUGACCAUAAAUAAGAAAGGAAGAUGAAGAAGAUCUUUCUCCAACUCUAAAAAUGGCAAACUCAGUUCUUCAGUCUCCAAGAAACCCACAUUUCUUCCAGCCUCUUCUUCCAGGCUUCCACAACUACCUCAACAUUCCGUUGAAGUUCUUCUCGAAACACAUACAAGGAAGAAACGAGAGAAAUACGGCUGAGGUAAGAUCUGAUGCGUGUAAGAAUACUUGGAAAGUCAAGAUGGAAGGUCGGAGACUCACUGACGGCUGGAAAGAGUUCACCAUCGCACAUGAUCUUCGAAUCGGAGAUAUUGUCAUUUUCAGACAUGAAGGAGAUUUGGUGUUCCACGUCACUUGUUUUGGACCCAGUUGCACUGAGAUUCAAUAUGAUGUACAGCCACAGGACAACAUAGGAAACUUGUCGGAGAAACAGAAUCUGAAAACAGAACGAGAGUCUUUUUCAUCAGACCAGUCUUGUUUCGUUGCACGUGUAACAUGUUCGAAUCUACGAGAGGAUACAAUGUUUCUUCCACGGAAGUUUGUUAGGCCCGACGGUCUGAAGAAAAGUAGUAACAAGAUUAGUCUAAUAAAUGAAGGAGCAAGGACAUGGACGCUUAUCCUGAAGUUUAGGGAAUCAAGUAGAACGUUUUACAUGAGGUCUGGCUGGAGAAGUUUCGCGGCGAGAAUGGGCUCAAACCAGGAGACUCCGUCACGUUUAAACUAGAGGGUAAUAGCACGGGAAGGCCUCGUCUCAGUUUCUCCUCUUCAGAAUCAAAGUGUGCUUCCAAAAAACAUAACAAUAAAUGGAAGAGAGUUGAAACUGGUGAGAGUACCAAAGAGUGUCACCAUCAUCA